Molecule: messenger RNA, 3373 nt
Organism: Vicia villosa (hairy vetch)
Lineage: Eukaryota; Viridiplantae; Streptophyta; Magnoliopsida; Fabales; Fabaceae
Product: ethylene receptor-like
Exons: 7
Coding region: 938-3175 (745 amino acids)
Biological process (GO): phosphorylation; phosphorelay signal transduction system; response to ethylene
Cellular component (GO): endoplasmic reticulum membrane; endoplasmic reticulum
Molecular function (GO): phosphorelay sensor kinase activity; ethylene binding; ethylene receptor activity
Source: RefSeq, a predicted model, not a curated record
AAUUUUAUUAUUAUUUUAUUAAUGUAUACCCAAAAUUAUAUUUGAUUCUUCUUUUUUUUUUGUUGAAAUUAGCUUGAAUUUUUUUAUGUUAAUUAUAGAGUGUUAGGAGCUAAAUUUCAGAUGCUAAUUUGGUUUAUGAUAGUGUUUAAUUUUAAUCUGAACACUGGGUAGCACAAAUUAUGUUUUUUGAUAGGUGUAUGAAAUUAAGGUUAAGGUGAUUUUGUGGGUUUAGUUAGCAUUGGGAUAAUGCUGCUGGGUUUUGAGAUUAGGAUAAUUUCUUUGUUAUUAAUAGGUACUGCUCUGGCUUUGUGAGAAUAUAUAAAUAAAAAAGGGUAAGUUUUUAGUGUAUGGGAGUCUUUUGUGGUAAUUGGGUGUAGAGAAAGACCAUAUUUUGAAGGUUGUUUGUAUCUUUGACUUUGUUUUUAAUGUUCAUUUGGGAUGAGGUUGUCUUUACUGGUUUUUUGGUUCUCUGCUCAUGAUGUUUUUGAGGGAGUUUAUAUUGAUAUAAGUUAUAUAAUCAAGUGGUUAAUGAGCUUUAGUGAAGGUUGAAUUGGUCGUGAGUACCCGAUUUUGGAUUCGGAUUUGAACAGUCUUUGACUAGACUUUACUUACCUCAUAGUCUAACUCCUGAUUACUAGGGGCCCUUGAAAUUUGAAACUUGUGGCUUAAGACCACAAAAUAUUGAUCAGUGUUAUACGCAGGGCCGUCUUAAGUUUUCAGAGGCACAGUGUAGGUUAAUCACGGUUUGAAUGUGACAAAACAAAUUGAGCCCCUAUCUUGUAACGGUUUAACUAUGUCAAUUUUUGAAUCCACUGUGCGGUAGCCCGCCUUGUACACCUUAAAGACGACCUUGGCUAUACAUAGGAAGGAGGCAAUUUUGUAGCGCUUCUCAUCGAAUUUGUUAUGUGAUAAAGGGUGAAUCAGCUGAGGUGGUUCAAUGUUCAAUACAAUCACUAUGGAAUCCUGCAAUUGUGUGGAGCCACAAUGGCCAGCUGAUGAUUUAUUAAUGAAGUAUCAAUAUAUCUCUGAUUUCUUCAUUGCACUUGCUUAUUUCUCAAUCCCGCUCGAGCUUAUUUACUUCGUUAAGAAAUCAGCGGUAUUUCCGUAUAGAUGGGUCCUUGUUCAGUUUGGUGCCUUCAUAGUUCUAUGUGGAGCAACACAUCUGAUUAAUUUAUGGACCUUCACAAUUCAUACAAGAACCGUGGCGAUUGUAAUGGCCACCGCUAAGAUUUUAACUGCUGCGGUAUCGUGUGCCACUGCGCUUAUGCUUGUACAUAUUAUUCCCGAUCUAUUAAGCGUUAAAACUAGGGAGUUAUUUUUGAAGAAAAAGGCUGCAGAUCUUGAUAGAGAAAUGGGUAUGAUUCGUACGCAGGAAGAAACCGGCCGACAUGUUAGGAUGUUGACUCAUGAGAUCAGAAGUACUCUUGAUAGACAUACAAUACUGAAGACAACUCUUGUUGAACUCGGUAGAACUCUUGGACUAGAGGAAUGUGCGUUAUGGAUGCCGACACGUACUGGGUUGGAGCUUCAACUUUCUUACACGUUGCGACAGCAGAACCCUGUUGGAUAUACAGUGCCGAUCAAUCUUCCUGUGAUCAACCAAGUAUUUAGUAGCAACCGCGCAGUUAAAAUUUCAUCUAAUGUUCCAGUUGCUAGAUUACGGCCUCAUGCUGCAAAAUACAUGCCUGGGGCCGUAGUUGCUAUUCGGGUGCCUCUCUUAAAUCUUUCUAAUUUUCAAAUAUAUGAUUGGCCUGAGGUUUCAACUAGAAGCUAUGCUUUGAUGGUUUUGAUGCUUCCGUCUGAUAGUGCUCGACAAUGGCAUGUUCAUGAGUUAGAGCUGGUCGAGGUAGUUGCUGAUCAGGUAGCUGUUGCGCUUUCGCAUGCGGCAAUUUUAGAAGAGUCAAUGAGGGCAAGGGAUCAGCUUAUGGAGCAGAAUGUUGCGCUUGAUAUGGCUAGAAGAGAAGCAGAAACAGCAAUUCAUGCUCGCAAUGACUUUUUGGCUGUAAUGAAUCAUGAGAUGAGAACUCCGAUGCAUGCAAUUAUUGCGCUCUCUUCAUUGUUACAGGAAACAGAUAUGACUGCCGAGCAACGUCUGAUGGUGGAAACAAUAUUGAAAAGCAGCAACUUAUUGGCUACGCUCAUCAACGAUGUUUUAGAUCUUUCACGGCUUGAAGAUGGCAGUUUUCAACUUGAAACAUCAAAUUUUAACCUUCAUUCAAUGUUUAAAGAGGUCCUUAAUUUGAUUAAACCCGUCGCAUGUGUUAAAAAGCUGUCGCUUACUUUACAUUUCGCGUCAGAUUUGCCGGUGUAUGCAAUUGGUGAUGAAAAGCGUCUCAUGCAAACUCUUCUCAAUGUUGUUGGUAAUGCUGUUAAGUUCUCAAAAGAGGGAAGCAUUUCAAUCACCGCAUUUGUUGCAAAGCCGGAAUCCUUCAGGGAUAUUAGAUUUCCUGAUUUCCUACCAGUGCCAAGUGAUGGCCACUUUUAUUUGCGAGUACAGGUAAAAGAUUCAGGAUCAGGAGUCAAUCCACAAGAUAUCCCGAAGCUAUUCACCAAGUUUGCGCAAAACCAAUUAGCGACAAGAAAUCCUAUUGGAAAUGGGCUUGGCCUUGCAAUUUGUAGAAGGUUUGUGAAUCUCAUGGAAGGCCAUAUUUGGAUCGAAAGCGAGGGUAUUGGCAAAGGAUGUACAGUCAGUUUUAUUGUAAAACUCGGAAUUCCAGACAGAUCAAAUGAAUUUAAACUACCUUACAUACCGAAAGCUCUGGUAAAUCAUGGAUCUACAAACAUUGCCGGUCUCAAAAUUCUUGUCUUGGAUGAUAAUGGGGUGAGCAGGUCAGCCACAAAGGGGCUUCUUAUGCAUUUAGGAUGCGACGUCACAACUGUAGGCUCGAGCGAAGAAUGCCUGCGUGUUGUUUCACAGGAACACAAAGUGGUCUUCAUGGAUGUCUGUACAGGGUUAGAUGGUAAUGAAUUAGCGGUUCGUAUACAAGAGAAGUUCGCGAAUCGUCAAGAUAGACCACUUAUAGUUGCUCUCACCGGAAACACCAACAAGUGGACUAAAGAAAACUGUAUGAGAGCUGGUGUGAAUGGCCUUGUCUUAAAACCUGUUUCUGUUGAGAAGAUGAAGGGUGUUUUAACAGAACUCUUGGAGCGGCGAUUUGUGUUUGAAACAGUUUAAACUACCAUAAUGUCAUCCUAUUAUGAAAAACUUUUGUUGUACAUAGCAAAACCAAAUUAGCAGAGAUGCGAAUUUAUGAUGUAUGGAGGAACUCAAAUGAAAAAGUAUAAAGGAGGCCCUAAGCCACUGCUGAGUCUGGAUUGCUUAAUCCAUUUUUGUGAACGAAGUUCAUAUAUAGACAUAUUCAUUUUUGUAUAA